Sinocyclocheilus anshuiensis is the source of this 3839-nucleotide messenger RNA. Its product is annotated as ATP-binding cassette sub-family B member 6, mitochondrial. Bases 216 to 2771 code for a protein of 851 amino acids. The record is from RefSeq and is a predicted model, not a curated record. The transcript has 20 exons. NCBI's taxonomy places the organism in Eukaryota, Metazoa, Chordata, Actinopteri, Cypriniformes, Cyprinidae. Gene Ontology annotation, biological process: heme transport; transmembrane transport. Gene Ontology annotation, cellular component: vacuolar membrane. Gene Ontology annotation, molecular function: heme binding; ATP hydrolysis activity; ABC-type heme transporter activity.
GUCCCGGUGUUAUUGUGUAAGUCAUGGAUGGUGGAGUUGAACGGGUUGAGUUUAUGACUGCAAGGACAUACAGCAAACGCAGACGUUUAAUUGAUUUAGCAGCACUAACGUUCAUCUGAGGGGAUACUUAUUCAAGCACGCACUCGAAAGACUAGAAGAAUCUCAGUGACAUUUGAAACAGAUAUUCUUUGUGUGGGUCCAUCAUCAUCAUCAUCAUGGUGGAGAUGAAGAGUUACUGUGAAGCGGGGGUCUCCAUGCAGCAGGUCUGGGUGGAGGGUGGUCUGACUCUGUGCUUCUACUUCACCCUAGUGUCAUCCGUCCUCCUCACCCUCUCCUUCCUCUUUGGCACGUUUCUGUGCAUAUGCUACAGCCGUUACGGCACAGCCAUGGAGCCCAAGUUCAUCCCUCGCUCUCGACUCUACUGGCUCCAGGUGGGCCUGUCGGUGCUGCUCGUCCUGCAGGCUCUGGGCUGGAUGGUUUUUCGAAUCGCUCGCAGCGGAGAGCUGCCGGGAUACGUGGUUGUGUACGGCUGUCUCUCCAUGCUGGGCUGGAUUUGGGCCGUGGCCCUGCUGCGUCUGGAGAGGAGGAGGGUUCUGGUGCGGGACAGAACCAGAGGUCACAGUACGGUACUGUUGCUGUACUGGGCUGUAGCGUUUGCUGCCGAAAGCCUGGCGUUUGUGUCGUGGAUGAGCCCUCAGUGGUGGUGGACUCUGGAAACGUCCGAUCAACAGAUGGAGUUUGCUUUCUGGCUGGUGCGGUACUUCAGCUCAGGUCUGCUGUUCCUGUUAGGCCUCAAAGCUCCAGGCUUGCCACGCCGACCGUACAUGCUUCUGGUCAAUGAAGACGAGCGAGAUGUGGAGCACGGAGCACUUCUUUUAGGUAAUUCUAAUGAGAAUCAGUCUACAUGGAAAGAUUUUGGGAAGAAGGUGCGUCUGUUGGUGCCGUACAUGUGGCCUAAAGGCAGCGUCCUGCUCCAGCUGCUGGUUCUGCUUUGUCUCGGGAUGCUGGGAGUGGAGCGCGUCAUUAAUGUGUUUGUGCCCAUCUACUACAGGAACAUAGUGAACCAGCUGACAGAUGGGAGCUCCUGGAAGACUCUGGCGACUACAGUGUGUGUUUAUGGGCUUCUGAAGUUCCUGCAGGGAGGUGGAGCUGGAGCGUCUGGGUUUGUAAGUAACAUGCGUUCGUUCCUGUGGAUUCGAGUGCAGCAGUACACUAACCGCGUGGUCCAGGUGCGUCUCUUCGCUCAUCUGCACUCUCUGUCUCUGUCCUGGCACCUGGGCCGCCGCACAGGGGAUGUCCUGAGAAGCAUCGACAGAGGAACUUCAUCCAUCAACAGCCUGCUGAGCUACAUCGUGUUCAGCAUCUUCCCCACUAUCGCUGACAUUGUCAUCGCCAUUGUCUAUUUCAUAUCCAAUUUCAAUGCCUGGUUUGGCCUCAUAGUCUUCGUUUGCAUGGCCCUCUACCUCACUCUCACUAUUGUUAUCACUGAAUGGAGAACCAAAUACAGACGAGAUAUGAACACACAAGAUAACAAUGCCAAAUCGAAAGCUGUGGACUCUUUAUUGAACUUUGAGACGGUGAAAUAUUACAAUGCAGAGAGUUAUGAAGUGGGUCACUUUGAGAAUGCCAUCCUGAAAUAUCAGGUAUCGGAGUGGAAGACCAACGCAUCUCUGGCACUCUUAAAUCAAACGCAGAACCUCAUUAUCGGCUUGGGUCUUCUGACCGGAUCUCUGCUCUGUGCGUACUUCGUGACAGAGGGAAAGUUUCAGGUAGGAGAUUAUGUGCUGUUUGGGACGUACAUCAUCCAGCUCUACACUCCUCUCAACUGGUUUGGAACAUACUACAGAAUGAUCCAGAAUUCCUUUAUUGAUAUGGAAAGCAUGUUCAAGCUCUUCACUGAGGAAGAGGAGGUGAAGGAUGACGUCAACGCAGGAAACCUCGACUACAGACAGGGACAAGUAGAGUUUGAGAAUGUCUUCUUCAGCUACAUGCAAGGCAAGGAGAUUCUAAAAGACAUCUCUUUUACCGUUCUCCCUGGACAAACAGUUGCACUUGUCGGACAGUCUGGAUCAGGAAAGAGCACCAUCAUCCGUCUGCUUUUCCGUUUUUAUGACGUUCAGGGCGGGUGUGUAAAAAUAGAUGGCCAAGAUAUCUCAAAGGUGAAGCAGGCCUCUCUGCGUGCUCACAUUGGCGUCGUACCUCAAGAUACCGUCCUGUUUAAUGACAGCAUUCGACAUAACAUCCGCUACGGUCGAGUUACUGCUUCUGACCAGGAGGUGGAGGAGGCUGCCAUCGCUGCUGACAUCCAUGAAAAAAUCAUAACCUUCCCGGAGGGCUAUGACACUCAGGUGGGUGAGAGGGGACUAAAGUUGAGCGGAGGAGAGAAGCAGAGAGUCGCCAUCGCUCGCACCAUCCUCAAAGCGCCACAGAUCAUCCUCCUCGACGAGGCCACAUCUGCUCUAGACACACAGACCGAGCGAAAUAUUCAGGCCUCACUAGCUAAAGUCUGUGCCAACAGAACCACCAUUGUGGUGGCACACAGAUUGUCGACUGUGAUUGGAGCCGAUGUGAUUCUUGUACUUCGUGAUGGACAGAUUGUGGAGAGAGGAAGGCAUGACGAGCUGUUGGCGAAGGGAGGCCUGUACUCUGACAUGUGGCUAAAACAGCAGCAGGCGCAGGAUUCAGACUCGGCCUCUGACACCGAGACCAAAGACAGGAAAUCUGAGAAACUACAGCCACAAACAUCCACUGCAGGACAUAAGGGACAUUAGGAGCACGAGACAUGCAAUCAGAUCUGGUUUUGUGUGCAUUUUAAGCUCGUCCAAUGCUGUUUUGACAUAUUAGAAUGAUAAUUAUUUAGUAUCAUAUAUUGUUUUCGCCAGUUCUUAAAAGUGAUCCAUGUUGCCUAAGGAUUUAUUUAUUUAUGAGAUAUUUAAGUCCUUUUUUAUAUUGCUUUUGCAAUUACUUUUCACUCAUUGCAUUUAUAAUGCUUAUUAAUAUGAGAGAAGACUGACCGAGUAUUAAAUAAUGCUCUGACAAUUAUGGCUCCUUCCACUACUAUAACUUAAUUAUGUUGAAUGUACAGUGGGGGAUAUUUUAUUUUAAUCAGUCAGUGGAUUUCUCUGGUUGCAUUGAUUUUCUUUGUAAUAGCGAACAUUCGGCAACUGAUUGUAAUUGUAUAUAUGAUCUACAUCAGAACAAAUUGUAAUUUUAUUUGAAAAUGAAUAAUUAUAUCUCUGGUGCCAUUGUAUAGCAGUAAAUACCAAUAUAUGACUUUCUAUACAGACUAAGAUUAAGUUUAAAUUUAGGACUAGGUUAUAGGCGGGGGCGGGGGAUCAUUUCCUCAAUUUUCAUGUUAAUUUCUGAUAUAUUAUGUGCACACUUUUUUAGGUUAUGAUCAUCUGUGUGCUUGAAGAUCAUUUUGUUAUACUGUGUGUGUGGAGUGAGAUUUAUUGCUUAGAUGCAAUACUGUACAACUUCAGUUCAAUUUAAGGGACAUUGGAGCUUGCUCGCUUUGUAGGACUGACACUAAACUCAGGGGACAAGGUUGAAAUGAGCCAUUGGGGUGUGUUUUUGCUGUACUAUGUAGCUUUGUAGUAGUUUUUUAAUGAUUAUUCAAAGAACGGGUGGAGAAAUAGCAACUGACAUAAUAUGACAGUCGUAACAGGAUGGAUAAAGAUUUUUGUAUGUAUUUUAUUGUGCAAUAAAGGCAACUGAGGGAAUAUGUUCUUUGUGAUUAUUGAUCACAUUGUUCUUUGCGUAAAAUAUUGUAUGUACAUUAAAAUGCCAUACGUAUUUCCUUUAUAUUUUGUUUAGAAAUAAAAAUACAUGAAAUAAUA